Amphiprion ocellaris (clown anemonefish) is the source of this 1234-nucleotide messenger RNA. Its product is annotated as high affinity immunoglobulin gamma Fc receptor I-like. The record is from RefSeq and is a predicted model, not a curated record. NCBI's taxonomy places the organism in Eukaryota, Metazoa, Chordata, Actinopteri, Pomacentridae. Gene Ontology annotation, biological process: cell surface receptor signaling pathway. The transcript is spliced from 5 exons. Gene Ontology annotation, molecular function: transmembrane signaling receptor activity. Bases 5 to 724 code for a protein of 239 amino acids.
CAACAUGAAGGUCAGAGCUUGCAGCAUUGGACUGUUGAUGCUUGUAUUGGUUUUUCUGGGUUCACACAUCCACAGCUGUGUCUCAGAUGCAGCUUUUCGUAUUGUUCCGAGCAGACUGCAGCUCUUUCAGUACGAGCCUCUCACUUUUCACUGCGAAGGUCUUGACGGUUCCAGUUGGCUGCGAGGAAUCAGAAGCGCCGGGGGAUUUUUGUCGGUGUGCGAUGCUGCAGAAACACCAGCGGCGUCUUGCAGAAUUCACAAAGCCUAUCGAGCAGACAGCGGAGAAUACUGGUGUGAGACUGAAGGAGGAGAUAGAAGCAGCAGCAUCAGGAUCAACGUCACCGAUGGUUCAGUGAUCCUGGAGAGUCCCGUCCUGCCCAUCAUGGAGGGCGACUGUGUGACUUUACGCUGCAGAAACCAGACGAUGUCUUCUGAUCUGACAGCUGCUUUCUAUAAAGAUGGACUCCUCAUAGGGAGCAGCUCUGCAGGAGAGAUGAUCCUCCACAGUGUUUCUGGCUCUGAUGAAGGACUCUACAACUGCAACAUCUCCAGUGUUGGAGAAUCUCCACAGAGCUGGUUGGCUGUCAGAGCUCUUCACAGACAGAUUCAUUCCAGUCAUAUCUAUCUCAUCCUGAGGACUGUGUUCACCAUCGUCAUGGUUGUUCUGCUGCUGCUGCUGGUUGGAGUGAUUCACUUUGGGAAACUCAGAGUCACACAGAAAUAACUGAAAUUCACGUAGAAGGUAACCAAUGGAGAAUCCUGGAGGCCAGUUUGGUCUCACAGAAUACUUGAAUUCAGAUUUAAUCUGUUUUAUAUUCACUUCUGCUCAUGUUCAAGUUGGUGUAAAAUGCUAUUUGUCAGAUAUAUUUAUACUUGCAGUCAGUUCUGUUAGACUUUCUCACGGCCAGAAAAGCUCAGAAACCACAGAGGUACUGGCUGAUGCAUGAAACUAUUUCUAAAGAGCAGACAUCAGGCUUUUUCAGUUCUGAUGUUCGGUGUUAAUUCAAGCUUCUGAAACCACAUGAGAAAGCAAACGUAUGUCAGUGGAAACUACAACAUGUAUAUAUAAGGACAUACAGUAUAAAAGCAGAUUGUGAGGUUUGUGAUUGAAAUAAGCAUCACAUAAACGUCUUUUAAACCAGCUGCUGUGUUACUGCAUCAUUGGCUUUGCUCUUUAUGUGUCUAUGACAGCAGAAAAAAAACAUGAAAAUGUGCAAUAAAUAGAAUUCUGAAG